AUGGCAUUGAACAUUUGUCCUGUCGAUAGUGAUAAUCAAUUCAACAUUCGAGUCGAUGUUGACUGUCGAGCAUUCGACUUCACCUUGCUCUUCGAAGACGCUAUUUUCAAUAUUUUGCCGUCAGUCGCUUUCUUACUAUGGCUCAUCCCUCGACUCGAGAUCCUACGACGGUCCCCCGUGAAGUCCAACUCCCUCAAAUUUGCAAUCUAUAAAUCGGUUCUACUAUUUGUCCUUUUUGUGCUGCAGAUUAUCUUCACAGUGUACCAAGUGCAAACUGUAGCGCUACACACCAAGAUCUCGACUCCGGCAGCAGCGAUUAACAUAGCCAUAACCCUCGCAGCAAUCAUCCUGUCCUUUCUUGAAGAUCAACGAGCGAUCCAGCCGUCUGACACGCUCAUCGUUUAUUUUUCGGCCUUGUCUAUUCUCUACAUACCUCACUUACGCACGUUAUGGCUCAUUCCCUCCAUUCCAGUUCUUCGAGGACUGUUCACCGCCAUCUACAUCAUUGUCAUCAUGAUUACUAUCCUGGAGUCCGCUCGGAAAGUCAACUUCAUCCAGCCACUGUACAGAAAUGUGGCGGUCGAAAAGGUCCACGGUUUUUGGGGACGUAACCUCUUUGUCUGGGUCCUCCCGCUGUUCCAGAACGCCUAUAAAACCAUUAUCUCCCUGGACGAUCUGCCAGAUGUAGACUCCACGCUACUGGGGCAAUACGCAGAGGCACGCCUGGCGCAGACCUGGCUUAACGCCCACGGAAAGUACCGACUGAUCAAAGCGACUUUACGAGCGUACUGCCGGCCCCUUCUCUCCGCGAUAGUCCCGCGGAUUCUCCUCGCAGGAUUCACCUUCUGCCAGCCCUUUCUGCUUUCCGCCACCAUCGAGUGGAUGAGUUCCCCGAAGACCGCGGAGAGGCAGCGAUACGGACAUGCAUUGGUCGGGGCAUAUGCGCUCGUUUACACCGGAAUCGGCGUCUCCACGGCGAUUUACUACCGCCAGGCCAGCCGCCUGGCGACCGUCGUCAGGUCGGGCCUGGUUGCCAUGAUCCACGAGCAGACUCUGGCGCUGCGAAGUACAACCGGCUCAAAGGCCGGGGACGCCGUCGCCCUCAUGGGCACGGACACGACACGUAUCAUAUCGAGUAUGCGGUCGCUGCAUGAGUUCUGGGCCUCUCUUGUCUCUGUGGCGGUCGCUAUCUGGCUGUUAGAGAUGAAAGUGUAUGUCGCUUGCGUGCUCCCGGCCGUCAUUGCCGUGGGGUGUAUUAUUGCCACUGGCCCGGUCUCCGCUAGAUCCGGAGAUGCGCAGAAGAAAUGGGUGGGACUCAUUCAGGAACGUUUGGCGGUUACAACCACGAUGCUUGGAGAUAUGAAAGCUGUCAAAAUGUUGGGACUUGAAGUCGUCUUGUUUGAUAUCGUUACUCGGUAUCGGAAGGUUGAGCUAGAAGCCUCUAAGCGAUUUAGAAAGCUUAUUGUGGGAGUCGUCAUGCUAUCAUCUGUUCCUAUGGACUUUGCACCGUAUGCGGUCUUUCUCUUGUAUACGAUUAUAGCUUUGGCCAAGCACGAUACGCAGAUCCUCACUACGCAGGCAUUCACAACACUUUCUCUCAUCUCCCUCUUGACGACUCCUCUGAUGGGGUUCAUUCAGUCACUGCCCACAAUAACACAGUCUAUUGGCUGCUUCGACCGGAUUCAGAAUUAUUGCCUGCGAGAAAGAUCAAGUGAAUUACUUCCUACCCAGACGAAAUCCGAAUUUUCGAUGGGUGAUAGUGUCGAACUUUCUAACCUUUCUGGGGCUACCAAGGCCCCUGGAAUAUCAGUUUCGUGCGACAAAUUUGUGUCGUUCCAGAACACAUCCAUUUCUUGGACAGCUGAAAGCCCUGCCGUUCUUCACGACCUAACUCUGUCCAUCCCUACAGGUAAGAUUACCAUGGUCGUGGGUUCAGUCGGGUGCGGAAAAUCCGCUCUUCUAAAUACGAUCAUGGGGCAGACUCAGAUUGACCAUGGCACUAUGUACCUUGCCCCGGAAAAUAUAGCGUAUUGUCCACAGACCCCUUGGAUUCUCAACAGUUCCAUCCAGGACAACAUAACUGGGUGGACGACAUUAGAUCAGAAAUGGUACGAUAUUACCAUCUCGGCUUGUGGGCUUGUGGAAGAUAUCAGCAAAUUUCCCCAAGGAAGCAUGCACAUUGCUGGUAGUAGUGGAAUAGCUCUCAGCGGCGGACAAAAGCAGCGAGUGGCUCUUGCGCGCGCAGUCUACUCUCGCCUCCGCAAUGUGGUUUUUGAUGACACAUUCAGUGGACUAGAUGCACAAAAUACUCGUCUCAUUGGCGAGCGUCUAUUUGGGCGUGAUGGGAUCCUCCGACGGACAAGUACAAGCGUGGUUCUUGCGACUCAUAAUCGAUCUCUGCUUCCGUAUGCGGACGAAGUCAUUCUCCUCGAAAGUGGCCGUAAAGUUCUGCAAUGCACAUACCAGGAAUUGAUUGACCAGCGGCCCGAGUAUACACAGUCUAGCCUUGGGGACAAAGAUGAUGACGCAGUGAACACACAACCCAACGAAAUAACAGAACCCAAACCGCUUUCAAGACAUGUAAGUAGGCAAGGAAGUGAAUACGAGUCCACCGAGUUGAAGAAAAGCCUGGCAAGGCGAGAUGGCAGCUGGUCCAUCUACAGCUACUACGCCCGCAAAGCAGGGCUUCUACAUGUCGCCUUCUUUGCCGCAUUCUUUCUUGCAUACGCCUUCAUGACUCAGUUCUCCUCAAUUUGGUUAAAAUGGUGGUCUGAUGCAAAUGAGGCUCAUCCGAAUUCGGAUGUGGGCAAAUACCUCGGGGUUUAUACGGUCAUUUCUCUGUUGACUAUUCUCUUCCUAGGAGCCGGGUCCUGGAUGUUGAUCGUCGAAGUUGUCGGCACCACUUCGCUAGCUCUGCAUUCAGACCUAUUGCAAUCUGUUCUACGUGCCCCCUUCAGCUUCUUCCAGAAAACCGAUAGCGGAAGUAUCAUGAACCGGUUUACCCUCUUCCUCUGCGUCGUUAGUCUGGUCAUCCUCUGCGUGGUCGGCAAAUACAUCACCAUUGCGCUCCCAUUCAUUAUACUCGCGAUCUGGGUCCUCCAACAUGGCUACCUCCGGACCUCCCGCCAGAUCCGCCUUUUGGACAUCGAAGCCAAGGCACUCCUAUUCUCCCACUUCCAAGAGACCGUCAGCGGACUCUCGGUGAUCCAGAGCUUGCAGUGGCAACCGCAGUUCCACCAGCAAUGCCUUGCCAAGCUCGACGUCACCCAGAAGCCCUUCUAUAUGCUGUUCUGUAUACGACAGGGCCUUAAGCUGGCGUUGGACCUGCUCGUCAUGCUCUUCGCGGUAAUCCUUCUCGCAGUGAUCACCGCCCUGAAGGACCGGUUUAGCCCCGGCGAAAUCGGUGUGGCGCUAAAUCUGAUCAUCUCCAUCAGCCAGAACAUGAACACUGCCAUCGAGACGUGGACAGAGAUGGAGAUUUCACUCGGGGCAGUGGCACGCGUGCAGGAAUUUAUGAAGGAGACGCCCGCCGAAGCAUCAGAGGGUAUAGAAGCGGGAUGGCUAACGCACGCAGAUAUCCGUUUCGAGAAUGUCAACGCGGGAUAUAGUCCUCAUGAUAAACCUAUUCUCUCAGAUCUCUCAUUGCACAUUCCCUGCGGUCACAAGAUCGCUGUCUGCGGACCUUCUGGCAGCGGGAAGACCUCCCUCAUCAUGACCCUAUUACGCAUGCUGGAGCCCUCCCAGGGCCGCAUCACCAUCGACAACGUAGACAUCUCCACCAUCCACCCCGCCGCGCUCCGUUCACAGAUCACCGUCAUCCCACAGGACCCCUUCUUCCUGCCCGGCACGCUGCGUGAUAGCUUCAACCCCACAGGCACACUACCGGAAGAGCGGAUCGUCGCCGCUAUCCAGAAAGUGGGCCUCUGGGAAUCGAUGCGCGAAAAGGGCGGGCUGGAUGCCACCCUCGAUGCGCUGGACUGGUCAUAUGGCGAGAAGCAACUGUUGGCACUGGCCCGGGCGUUGACUACCCCGAGCCCGCUGCUUAUCCUGGACGAGGCGACUAGCCGCGUCGACUGGGAAACCGAAACCCGGAUGCUCGAGAUAAUCGAGCAGGAGUGCGCGGAGCAGACGGUCAUUGCCGUCGUGCAUCGGUUACAGCAUAUCGAGCGCUUUGAUCGUAUAGCGCUUCUACAGAAUGGGGCACUGGUGGAGUUUGAUGCCCCCGGGGCGUUGUUGGGGCGCGAGUCGGAGUUUCGGAAGCUUUAUACUGCGUCGCGGAAAUGA
This is a messenger RNA of Penicillium expansum, 4284 nucleotides long. RefSeq names its product ABC transporter, integral membrane type 1. The record is from RefSeq and is a predicted model, not a curated record. The coding region runs from base 1 to 4284 and encodes 1427 amino acids. The transcript has 10 exons. Gene Ontology annotation, cellular component: membrane. Gene Ontology annotation, biological process: transmembrane transport. Gene Ontology annotation, molecular function: ABC-type transporter activity; ATP hydrolysis activity; ATP binding. NCBI's taxonomy places the organism in Eukaryota, Fungi, Ascomycota, Eurotiomycetes, Eurotiales, Aspergillaceae.